GUGAUGAAAAACCACACAAUAACAACCUUCAUUCUGUUGGGACUAACAAAUGACCCUCACCUUCAGAUUCCAAUUUUUAUUUUUCUAUUUUUCACUUACAUGUUAAGUAUAACUGGGAACAUGACCAUCAUGUUUCUCACUUUGUUUGACUGCCAUCUUAAGACACCCAUGUACUUCUUUCUACAAAAUUUCGCCUUGCUAGAAAUUUCAUUUACAUCUGCUUGCAUUCCUAGAUAUUUGUACAACAUAGCAACAGGUGAUAGGUCAAUAACAUACAAUGUUUGUGUUAUUCAAGUGUUUUUCAUAGAUAUUUUUGGAGUAAUAGAAUUCUUUCUUCUGGCCAUAAUGUCCUAUGACCGCUAUGUGGCCAUCUGCAAGCCCCUGCAUUAUGGAACCAUCAUGAACAGAAGGGUCUGCAGGAAUCUCGUGUUCUGCUGUUGGCUGGCAGGCUUGAUGAUCAUACUUCCACCAUUCACUAUGUUCUUAAAUUUGAAAUUCUGUAACUCCAAUAUUGUAGACUUUUUCUUCUGUGAUGCGUCUCCUAUCCUGAGUAUUUCAUGCUCAGACACAUGGCUCAUAGAGCAGCUGGUGAUUGUCUGUGCUGUACUGACCUUCAUUCUGACCCUCGUGUGUGUCGUUCUGUCCUACAUACAAAUCAUCAUCACCAUUGUAAGACUCCCAUCUGCCCAGCAAAGAAAAAAGGCCUUUUCCACAUGCUCUUCCCACAUGAUUGUGGUUUCCAUCACCUAUGGAAGUUGCAUCUUCAUGUAUGUCAAACCUUCAGUGAAGGAAUCUGUUGUAAUUAAUAAGGGUGUAGCAGUGCUAAUGACAUCCAUUGCUCCUGUGUUGAAUCCAUUCAUUUACACUCUGAGGAACAAGCAAGUUAAACAAGCCUUCAAGUUAGUCAUGAAAAUUAUUUCCUUACACAGUGAUCUAACAUUUCAGAACCAAUGA
This is a messenger RNA of Octodon degus (degu), 954 nucleotides long. RefSeq names its product olfactory receptor 6C2-like. Gene Ontology annotation, molecular function: olfactory receptor activity; G protein-coupled receptor activity. Gene Ontology annotation, biological process: G protein-coupled receptor signaling pathway. Gene Ontology annotation, cellular component: membrane. Bases 4 to 954 code for a protein of 316 amino acids. Lineage: Eukaryota; Metazoa; Chordata; Mammalia; Rodentia; Octodontidae. The transcript is spliced from 2 exons. The record is from RefSeq and is a predicted model, not a curated record.